AGCUCUAGUUGCCCAGCCACAGAGAAAGAAAGAGGAGGCGCACAGUUUGCUAUUGAUAGAAUAGUUCAGCAAUCUUAAUAUUUUUUUAACGAUUAUUAUAGUUUAAAUUGACAUAUCCACUACGCGCCUGGGCCAGUCUACAGGCACAGUUUACCCCCGCUCUGGCACACUUGCAACCCGAAAUGAGCGGCAGCGGGCGGCCCAGGACUAGCUCGUUUGCUGAGCCUCCGGGGGUCCCGGGAGCCGCUGCAGCCGCCGCCGGAUCAGCCGUCGCCGGUGGAAGCUCUUCAGGAAAGACGGGGGGCGCGCAGGCCUCAGGCGGGAGUUCGUCUGGUUUCGGAAACCUAAAGCUGGGCAGGGACAGUGGAAAAGUGACAACGGUAGUAGCCACACCAGGGCAGGGUCCGGACCGUCCUCAGGAGGUCUCGUACACCGACAUCAAGGUGAUCGGGAAUGGCUCAUUUGGAGUGGUGUACCAGGCUCGACUCAUCGACAGCCAGGAGAUGGUGGCCAUAAAGAAGGUGCUUCAGGAUAAGAGGUUUAAGAACCGUGAGCUACAGAUAAUGAGGAAGUUGGACCACUGUAAUAUUGUCAGGCUACGCUACUUCUUCUACUCCAGUGGAGAAAAGAAAGAUGAAGUGUAUCUAAAUCUGGUGCUUGAUUUUGUACCAGAAACCGUGUACAGGGUGGCACGCCACUUCAACAAGUCCAAGACCACCAUCCCCAUUAUCUAUGUCAAAGUGUAUAUGUAUCAGUUAUUUCGCAGUCUGGCAUAUAUUCAUUCCCAAGGCGUCUGCCAUAGAGACAUAAAGCCACAGAAUCUCCUGGUGGACCCAGACACAGCUGUACUCAAACUGUGUGACUUUGGCAGUGCAAAACAGUUAGUUCGUGGGGAGCCCAAUGUGUCAUACAUCUGUUCGCGGUAUUACCGCGCUCCCGAGCUAAUAUUCGGAGCCACGGAUUACACAUCCAACAUUGAUAUCUGGUCAGCUGGCUGUGUAUUAGCAGAGCUGCUUCUGGGACAGCCCAUAUUCCCCGGUGACAGUGGAGUGGACCAGCUAGUGGAGAUCAUCAAGGUUUUGGGGACCCCGACAAGAGAACAGAUCCGAGAGAUGAACCCCAACUACACAGAGUUUAAAUUCCCACAGAUCAAAGCACACCCUUGGACGAAGGUGUUUAAGCCAAGGACCCCUCCUGAAGCCAUCUCAUUGUGUUCUCGUCUGUUGGAGUACACACCGGUGACGCGGCUCUCUCCGCUGGAGGCCUGUGCACACGCUUUCUUUGACGAGCUGCGCCAGCCGAAUGCCCGUCUGCCUAAUGGCCGAGAACUUCCCCAACUCUUCAACUUCAGCCCUGUGGAGCUGUCUAUCCAACCACAGUUGAACUCCAUUCUCAUUCCUCCCCAUGCUCGCUCGCAGACGACACCUGCCUCACACGAGGGCAGCGGUUCAGACGGUCCAGCCCAGUCUAGCUCAGCACCGGGACCCCUGAGCAACAACACCUAAUUGUUCCCUUGGCAUUACUGCGGCGUUAUCACCCCUCUCUCCUCAUCCCUUCUUUCUCAUUCCUCUCUCCUUCCCAAAAGCAGCUCCAAACAGUCUCUCUCUCACACGCUCUCUCUCACAAACACACAAGCACAUCACCUCGUGUUAUGUGUCGUCAUGAUGAAAGAAGUGUGCGAUGCCCAGAUUAAUGACGUCAAUCAUCACAGGAGGAGAUAAUGAGGUCGAUUUAAAUUUAGUAUGAUGAUUGUCAUGUUUCGGUUUAAAGACUGGGAAGGGCCGCUUGGGGCACAUGUGCCCCCUAGUGGCAUGAAGAGCACCGCACAGUUACUGCUCUCUGCCUCUGGUACCAUCCUUUUGACUUUUAAACAUGUCGAGCUCGUUUAAAUUUAAUUUUGCUCUUAAACUGAUACGUUUUAGCUUUCUUUAGGAGUUCUUGCAUGAAGCAAGGACUACGAUGGGUUUUAAGAAGCAGCGAGUGUGAGAUGUUAGUGUUUGUGUGUCUUAAUAUGUGCGAAUGUCAAUUUUAAGUAAUCAUUGCACACUCUUUUGUUUUAAUUUCUUUUAAGGAGAGUAUUUGGAGAAGUCGAAGGUUUUUUUUUGACGGUUUCAUUAUAAAACGUGCUCACUUUUGUUUGUUCGUUUUUUUUUUUUUUUUGUGCAUGCGCAUAGACACACACACACACAUAUAUAGCUGGUAGGUCAGUCCCAUCACUAGCUGUGUUAGCUGUUCUGUUGUGCAUUAUGAAGUCUAUGCCAUGUGUGUGUGUUUAAUAUACAUCGGCAUGCCUGUUAAAUGUGAAUUUAGCGGAUGUUCAUCUAAAAGACACGCUGAUACAUGAGCCCACACACACACCAUGAACACUUAGCAAAUGAGACUGGAGCUGUUUGUCUUUCCCUUCUUCCAUCCUUCCCAUCUCCUCCUCUCUCAUUGCUAAUAUGUAAAUGCCAUGUACCUUUUAUUUUGUUAUUUUUGUUAUUGUUAUUCUGUUGUCCUUGUAAUUAGAUUUUUCUCCUAGUGGAGCAGUGCUGGUAUGAGCAGAAACCAGCCUUUCUUGGUCUCUCUAUCUCUUUCUCUCUCUCUCUCUCUCUCUCUCUCUCUCCCUCCCGCCUUCCCUCCCUCUCUCUCUCUUUCCUCUUAUCCCUUCAUCAUACAACUGUAUAUAACAUUUCAUCCAGCCUCUCCCUGCGUCCGGGGAGAAAGACAAAACUGAACAAAAUUUUGUUUUUACCUGAUAUCUCUCAGUCUCUUUCUCUUACUCUCUCUCCUCAUCCGCCCGCCUGCCUGCCUGCCCUUCCCCCUCCUCAUCAGUGUUAAUUCUGAUCCUUUUAUUUAUUGUAUUGCUGUCUGAUUCUGUUUUUAACAAUCUGAUGGGGGAGGGGUUUGUGUGUGUGUUGUCAUUUGGUGUAACGUUCAUAUCUCAAACUCUGGAAUAUUGUCUGACGGAAUGUUCUGGAAAGGGCAGGUACACACUACCACACACAGGCUGCUCGGCCCAUCAGUGAAAAGAUGAACGGUUAAAGGGAGAGAGAGGGAGAGAUACACAAUGUUUUUGUUUGUUGGUAUAAAUAAUAAACUCAUUAAUAAAGUUAUCAAGUGUC
Molecule: messenger RNA, 3104 nt
Organism: Onychostoma macrolepis
Lineage: Eukaryota; Metazoa; Chordata; Actinopteri; Cypriniformes; Cyprinidae
Gene: gsk3ab
Product: glycogen synthase kinase 3 alpha b
Exons: 10
Coding region: 183-1505 (440 amino acids)
Biological process (GO): regulation of neuron projection development; extrinsic apoptotic signaling pathway in absence of ligand; negative regulation of canonical Wnt signaling pathway
Cellular component (GO): axon; nucleus; cytoplasm
Molecular function (GO): protein serine/threonine kinase activity; ATP binding
Source: RefSeq, a predicted model, not a curated record